Molecule: messenger RNA, 1500 nt
Organism: Ilyonectria robusta
Lineage: Eukaryota; Fungi; Ascomycota; Sordariomycetes; Hypocreales; Nectriaceae
Product: PQ loop repeat-domain-containing protein
Exons: 4
Coding region: 261-1217 (318 amino acids)
Biological process (GO): basic amino acid transmembrane export from vacuole
Cellular component (GO): fungal-type vacuole membrane
Source: RefSeq, a predicted model, not a curated record
UCUUAUCAGACGGCCCCCCCCGUUGUCGGGAUAAGUGAGUCUAUGGCGGCUCAAUGUGUGACCUGACUCUUCUCCCUCCCUUUGAACCACCACCUCCAAACCCGGUCGCGUGAGCUUCUCUUGUGCUCUCGUCCUGCUCGUCCUCCUCCCCUCUCCCCCCUCUCUCCCUCCCUCACAUCUCCCGGUCACUGGUCCCCCGGCCAUCUCUGCUCAAUCCCUAAUCUUGGAACCCGGGCUGAACACCACCGCGCCGAGUCACAAUGCAGCUUCUGACCACCAAUGUCCUCGCCGCUGCGGCGCAGCACCUCCCGAUCACAGAGGCCUUAUCGGGCAUCUUUGGCAGCAUCAGCUUGACUGCUUGGAUCUGCCUCCUCCUCCCCCAGUUGGCCGCCAACUACAAGGCGCAGAGUGCCGAUGGCCUCAGCAUGGCCUUUCUCAUCGUCUGGCUUAUCGGAGACAUGUCAAACCUCAUCGGAGCAUUAUUCACCCGCCUCGCCCCGACUGCAGUCGCAUUGGCCAGUUAUUUCUGCAUUGCCGACAUGAUCCUCAUCUCCCAGACCAUCUACUACCGCACCGUCAGCGCACGCCGAGCCCGAGAGCACAAUGAACAGUCCGUCGACGCCUCUGAGGAGUCUCCUCUGCUCGCGAGGCGACGGACCUCGUCUUUUGGCCUCCCCGGAUCCCAGCGCCGUCACGCGACUCACACCGAGACGUCCAUGGAGCCAUUGAGAAAGAUUGUGACCGGCGAGGACGAGACCCCGGACAGCCACCCCUGGAUCCACAACGCGCUGAGCCUGCUCGCCGUCUACCUCGUCGGCUUUGUUGGCUGGUUCGUUUCGUACAAGGCCGGCGCCUGGGACAACGCUGAGCCCAGCGCUCCUAGCCCUACCGCGAGCACCGAGAGCACGACCGAGAUCAUUGGCAUUACCCUCGGAUACUUCAGCGCCGUUUGCUACCUAUGCGCCCGAAUCCCUCAGAUCAUCAAGAACUACCAAGAGCAGUCGUGUGAAGGUCUCGCGCUUCUUUUCUUCAUGCUCUCUAUGACCGGCAACCUGACGUAUGGCGCGAGCCUCGUCGCCUAUUCGCAGGACAAGAACUACCUGCUGAAGACGCUCCCCUGGCUUCUGGGAUCCCUGGGAACCAUUCUCGAGGACUGCGUCAUCUUCAUCCAGUUCCGACUGUACUCGAGCAACGACCGAACCAGCGCGGUCAUUUAAUUGGCGUAAGAGAGGACUCAUACAGGCAGGCGGGGGACCACGAGAUGUGGCGCGGUUCGGAGAACUGGGAGAUGCUGCAUGGAUAGGCGUUUGGGCAUGUGUGUUUUGUGCGGGAGGGCUUCCGCGAGAAUCGCGUAAUGGCCGGUUCGGCAGACAGGACCGGGGCUCGGGCUACGGCCGAGGGACUAUUUCAGCAUUGCAUUGGAUAUCAUGUAACUGCGGAUUUUUCGGCUAGAUGUUUUUACUUUGCAUUGGACUUCCGAAUUUAUCAUUGAACUUGGAA